AUUACGCACACAUAUAUACUAUACAUAUAGAGAUAAAAAGAGAAAGAUACGCUUCAUUUAUCCUUUUUUUCUAGAAUUCCCAUGAAAGAAAGAUUCACGUAUUGAUCAUUUUCUAGAAUUCCCAUGAAAGACUCAUCUGUUGUUGUUCGGCGUAAAAGGAGCAACAAGAUCAAGCUUCUCGUCAGCUUCAAUGGCGCAUUCCGUCGCCAACCGCCGGCCGGGAAACUGCGGUACACCGGAGGAGAGACAAAGAUUAUAUCGGUCGACAGGAACGUGAGCUUUUCCAGACUGAAAGCCAGAGUAUCGGAUCUUGUGAUGCAAUCCAAUGGAGUCUCCGUGACGUCGCCGUUUUGGAUGAAGUGCCAUCUCACGGAUUCGCGCGAGGAAACGCCUCUGAUCUCAGUUUCAUCGGACCAGGAUGUUCGGUCCAUGGUUGAGGAGCUGGAGCGCCUCGAGUUUUUGGGUAAGUCCUCUAGGCUUUGGGUUUUUGUGUGCUUUGCCUUUGAUUGUUACGCUUCUGAUAACGGAUUUGUUCAAAAGGGGGUUUCCAGGGAGGGUUUGGGUUUGGGGGGCGAAAAUUUGAUGACACCUAAAAAAGGUAAGAAGCUUAGUGAUAAUUCUUUGAGAAAAUUAGUGUUGAAGCAGCAAUUGUUAGGGAAGAGACCGGAUAGAAUUAGGUGUUUCAAGGCUGAUAUUGAGAAUGGGAGUAGUGAGCCUCCAGUUAUAGAUAUAAGCUCUUCCAUUGUUAGAAGUUUUAGUCCAGGUAGUGAAUUUUAUAGGGUGAAUGUGUUGGAUUAUGAAUAUAGGAAUGGGCAUUUGGUAGAGACUGGGAAUUUUAAGAAAGUUUCACUGUCAUCCGGGUCAAAAUCUCAGGCAUUGAAUCCAAAGAAUGGGAACUUAAUAACAGGGUUGAAUUGUAUGUCGAAUGGUUUCUCGGGGCAGGCUCACUUGAUUUUUGAGAAAGGAGAUGGUGAUAGUAGGUCUCUUGUGUCUGAUAUGGGGGUGGAUGCAGUGUUGUGUAAUGUCAAUAGGGAGAAUAUUAUGCCUUUUAGUGUAAAGAGCAAUGUGGAACGUAAUAGAUUUUCAUCGGUUUCUAGUAGCCAUCAGUUAAACGGAAGUGGCAAUCCACCUGCUCAGGGGAGUCGGAGAGUAUUGGUUGGAGAUCACGGAUGCAUACGUUAUCAUCAUUUUGGUUCAAGUGAGACUAGGAACUUUAGGGUUCAUCCUUAUCAAACUAGAACUCAAGAUAUUUUCAGUGAAACGGAAAAUUUUGACAAUUUUGGAUUGGAUGGAAGACCGUAUAUUGGAAAGUAUUACACAGGAAUGAGGUCGAGUAAAAACAUCUCGAAACAGUGGUCUAUUUCACAUCAACAAAGAAUUAAGGAUGCGGAAGGAAAGAUGAACUGUGAACAUGAUGAAUACAGAAGUGGUCAAGUCUUAGUGAAGCGGAAUGGGCAAGAACAUGUAUAUGGAAAUAAAAAAUGUCAUUUUGCUCAUGACAGCAUGGUUAAUGACUCUUUAUUGCCAGUGGAUGACUAUUCUGGGGCUACUAGUUCUAAGUUAGAUUUUUCGCAUAUUCCUAAAACCAAGACACAUGAACUUCAACUUCAAAGUUUCCUUCCAGAUGUCCUUGGAAUUCCUAUGAAUUGUGAAUCAAUUUCUGGUAUGUGCAACAAUGCUGACUUGAUGAACCAACAAGAGGUUAUUAACAUAAGCAGUUUCCUGGAUAAUCCAUGUAAUACUAGUAUAAGAGAGUUGAGCUGCAAUUGUAAGUUUUUGGAUAUAGGGGCAAGGUGCGAGCCCUUCAAUGUUUUUCAGAAUGGCACUGCACAGGAGAAUGCCACAUCUGCUAUUGAUGUGUCCCUCAACAAUCUGUCAUUGUCAUCAUCUAUAAAUGUGGAACUGCCAAGUUCUUCCCCUGCAAGAAGUGACAUUACAAAAUCCUCGGUGAAGACUCAAUCAAAGGAUAUGGAUCCAAUGGAUGAAGAAGACCUGAGUUCAGGCCCACCACUCGAAGGAUCAAAUGGAGCUUCUUCUAACUCAUUGGUUAAUAAUGCUUCUCAGAAGCUAAACAAUGAUAUAGAGGACAAAUCCCCAACUGCUUUAAGCACUGAUGAAAAGCAGGAUGAUAAUGGGGAGACAAACAAAUGUGCAAAGACAAAUGGUGCAGUUCCUGCUAAUGUUGUUCUAUACUGCACUCAUGUGGGUAACAGGGGGCUUCAGAGGAUUAACAAGUCUGAACUUGAAUAUGUCAAGGAACUUGGAUCAGGAACUUAUGGAACUGUUUAUCAUGGAAAAUGGAAGGGUUCUGAUGUUGCAAUUAAAAGGCUAAAGCCAAGCUGCUUCACUGAAGGUACAGUGGAGGACCGAUUGGUUGCAGACUUCUGGAAGGAAGCUCACAUAUUAGGUCGACUUCAUCAUCCGAACAUAGUGGCAUUGUAUGGUGUAGUUACAGAUGGUCCCACGAACAAUUUGGCAACAGUAACCGAGUACAUGGUGAAUGGCUCUCUUAAACAAGUUUUGCGAAAGAGAGAUAGAACCAUUGAUUGUCGGAAGCGAUUGAUAAUAGCAAUGGAUGCAGCUUUCGGUAUGGAAUAUUUGCACCAAAAGAAUGUUGUCCACUUUGAUUUGAAGUCUCACAACUUCCUUGUCAAUAUGAGGGAUCCUCAGCGACCAGUAUGCAAGAUCGGUGAUCUAGGCCUGUCAAAGGUUAAACGGAGGACACUUGUUUCUGGAGGAGUACGAGGAACUAUACCAUGGAUGGCUCCUGAACUUCUGAAUGGUGAAAGCAUGGUGUCAGAAAAGGUUGAUGUCUACUCUUUUGGAAUUGUCAUGUGGGAACUCUUGACUGGCGAAGAACCUUAUUCAAAUAUGCGAGCAGAGGAAAUCAUAUGCGGUAUAAUUAAAGGCAGUUUGCGACCCGAAAUCCCAAACUGGUGCAAUCCAGCAUGGAGAUCCCUGAUGGAGAGGUGCUGGUUGUCUGAUCCAAAAGCGAGGCCUGCUUUCUCAGGCAUCGCAAAGGAGCUGAGGGCCAUGGCUUCGUCAAUGAACAUCAAGUGAUGACAACAGCCAGGGAAGUUCGUUUCUGCUUCACAGUAUGUAAAUACCAAAUGCCAAGUCGAGAACAAGACAUGUUGGGAUGUUUUUAGGCUUUCCAUCCAAUGUCGAAUCCAGUUUUGUUCACACGAGUACUAUGUUGUUCUGUUCUUUGUCCUGGUUCUGGAAGAGCCAAAGCUGGUGCAGGUGAAGAUUUUGUUUUUAUUAAAAUCCCACCUGCUUGGAACUAUGUUAUUCUGGAUUUUGUUGUUAUUGCAGCCAUGGAUGUUGUUUCCUUCUUGGUAGUAGUAUUUGAGUAAAGAACAGUUCCAAAACCUCCAUUGUAUUGAUCGCAAAUCAUAUAUGGCAAAUACUAUAAUAGGUCCAAGAAGAAUACAUGUUGCUAUCUUUUACAUAAAA
Ipomoea triloba (trilobed morning glory) is the source of this 3456-nucleotide messenger RNA. RefSeq lists its product as uncharacterized. Gene Ontology annotation, cellular component: cytoplasm. NCBI's taxonomy places the organism in Eukaryota, Viridiplantae, Streptophyta, Magnoliopsida, Solanales, Convolvulaceae. Gene Ontology annotation, biological process: signal transduction; protein phosphorylation. Bases 124 to 3060 code for a protein of 978 amino acids. Gene Ontology annotation, molecular function: protein kinase activity; protein binding; ATP binding. The transcript has 8 exons. The record is from RefSeq and is a predicted model, not a curated record.